This is a messenger RNA of Gamsiella multidivaricata, 1648 nucleotides long. RefSeq names its product Alpha/Beta hydrolase protein. Bases 58 to 1644 code for a protein of 528 amino acids. The record is from RefSeq and is a predicted model, not a curated record. Gene Ontology annotation, molecular function: peptidase activity. The transcript has 6 exons. NCBI's taxonomy places the organism in Eukaryota, Fungi, Mortierellomycota, Mortierellomycetes, Mortierellales, Mortierellaceae. Gene Ontology annotation, biological process: proteolysis.
UUUUUUUUUUUUUUGGUGGGCCUUCUAUCCAUCACAUCCUCAUAUCCUCACUCAAAAAUGCCGCCACGCCUCCCCUCCUCUUCUUCUCACACUCUUCUCCUCCUUCCUCGACUACUCCCUCGCCCCGCCCUUCCCAUCCGCAUCCGCAUCCACACCCACCACUCCACUCGCCUACUCCUGUCCCCAUCCCUUCCACCCUCCUCCCCUUCCUCCUCCUCCUCCUCCUUGCUCUCAACCGCGCCUUUCCUCAAUAUCACCAUGAGCACCACCAAGAACUCAUACCUCCGUCCUGGCCCGAUCGAGAGCUUUGUCUCCAAUGGCCUCAAGUCCCAGGACUACUAUUUCGAUCUGCCAUUAGAUCACGCCAAUCCCUCCAGCAAGGAGACCAUCGUUGUCUUUGCACGAAAGGUUGUCGCAGUGGAGAAACAGGCCGAGUCCGACAAGAUGCCCUGGCUCAUCUUCUACCAGGGCGGUCCAGGAUUCCAAGGGCCCGCUUAUAACACGGGUUGGGUCAAGACAGCGGCGAAAAAAUAUAACGUCUUGUUGUUGGAUCAGCGCGGAACAGGUCUCUCAACCGCCAUGACGGUCCAGGCGCUGUCCCAGUUCAAAACCCCUCAGGAGCAGGCCGAGUACUUCAUGCACUUUCGGGCGGACUCGAUCGUCCGUGACUCUGAAUUGAUUCGAGAGACUCUUCUUGCCAAAUACGCGGACAAGAAGUGGAGUCUGUUGGGUCAGAGCUAUGGCGGAUUCUGCAUCACGACAUAUCUUUCCAUGUUCCCAGAGUCAAUCACAGCGGCAUACAUCACCGGAGGCAUCCCGCCAGUAUUCGACUCUCUUGAAGACGUUUACCGCAAAUCGUACAAGAGCGUCAUGGCACAUACGGAGCGGUACUAUAAGCGAUUCCCCAUGGACAUCAAACGUGUCAAGAAGAUCAUGAAGUACCUUGCCCUCAACAAGGUCACACUCCCGACCGGCGGUAUCCUCACACCUCGCAAGUUCCAACAACUGGGCAUGAGCUUUGGACUCUCGGGUGGAAUGGACCAUGUGCACACACUCUGCCUUCAGGCCUUUGUGACCUUGAGGGAUGGCAAGGAAGAGCUGUCGAGCUUGUUCUUGAACGAAAUGGCCUCGCAGGAGCAAAUCCCGCCGAUCUAUGCGGUCUUGCACGAGUCCAUCUAUUGUGACGGACCUGGCGUGGCUUCCAAGUGGACGGCGUCUAAGCUGCUGAAUGGAGAGUUCAGGAGCGCGUUCGUUUACUCUGCCAAGGAGUACGAUGCAUUCGAGGACGACGACAACAAGAUCGUGUACUUUACAGGAGAGCACAUGUACGACUGGAUGUUGGAUGACUACGCAUCACUCAGCCCUCUGAAGGAAUGCGCCGAGAUUUUGGCGAAUUAUGAUAAAUGGCCAAAGCUCUACGACCCCGAAGUCUUGGCCAGGAACAAGGUCCCAGUUGCAGCUGCUGUCUACUAUGACGACAUGUACGUCGCCCGCGAAUACUCCGAGAAGGCUGCGGAGGGCAUCAAGGGAAUCCAGCUCUGGAUCACAAACGAGUACAUGCAUUCUGGCCUGCGCGACAAUGAAGGUGUCUUGACAAAACUGUUCAAGAUUGUCAGCUGUGAGAUCGAUGUUCCUGUCGCUUAGGACC